AUGGAGCUUGGUCACAACCGCUUGUCAAUCAAUACAAGCAAUAGUUCUUCGAGCUCAUAUUCGUUUCAACAGCUAACCAGGUUAAACUUAGCUUCCUGCAACCUACAAAGUUUUCCUGACCUGAGCAGCCAAUCAAAAAUGUCCUUUUUAGACCUUUCAGACAACAAAAUUAAUGGGGAAAUACCUAAUUGGAUUUGGAAAGUUGGACGUGGAAGCCUUGUUCAUUUAAAUCUUUCUCACAAUCUCCUACGAGAUCUGCAAACACCUUACAACAUUUCCAGUAUUUUGAUUUUAGACAUUCAUAGCAACCAGCUCCAGGGUGAUCUGCCGAUCCCUUCACCAUCAGCUAUCUAUAUAGAUUACUCGGGGAAUAAAUUCAAUAGCUCCAUUCCAGUUGAUAUUGGCAAGAGUGUUUUGAGUUCUUCUUUCUUCUCUCUUUCAAAUAAUAAUCUAAGGGGAGCUAUACCUGAAUCCAUAUGCAAUGCCAGUUACCUUCAAGUUCUUGACUUGUCCAACAAUUUCUUGAGCGGAACGAUACCAAACUGUCUACUAUCAAUUAAUAGUCAGACUCUUGGGGUACUGAAUCUAGGAAGAAACAUCCUCAGCGGCACCAUUCCUGGUACAUUUUCUCCCAGUUGUGGUCUAAGAACUCUAGACUUCAGUAGGAAUAAUUUAUCAGGACAGAUUCCAGGAUCCCUGGCCAACUGCAAAUUGUUAGAAGUCUUGAAUAUUGGAAACAACUACAUUGAAGACAAAUUUCCAUGCAUGUUGAAAAAUUCAUCCAACUUGCAUGUCCUUGUUCUGCGAUCCAACAAAUUCCAUGGAGGUAUUCGGUGUUUUCCUGGGGCAAGUAACAGCUGGCGAAAUCUUCAAAUCAUUGAUAUUGCUUCUAACAAUUUCAGUGGAAAUUUAUACCCAAAAUGCUUCUUAAGUUGGAGAGGAAUGAUGCUCGGCAAUGAUGGUGAAUUUGAUCACAACCACCUGAGGUUUGACUUUCUGAAUCUGAGCAACUUUUACUAUCAGGACACUGUGACAGCAACCAUUAAAGGGUUAGAACUGGAGUUUGUGAAAAUUCUCAGAGUUCUUACUGUCCUUGAUUUCUCAAGCAAUAAUUUUCAAGGAGAGAUACCAGACACUGUUGGGAAUCUAAGUUCUCUUUACAUUCUCAACUUUUCAAAUAAUGCUCUCACGGGCCAAAUCCCAAAAUCAAUUGGAUAUCUCACACAGCUUGGAUCACUGGACCUCUCAAAUAAUCAGCUAACUGGAGAAAUACCGGAAGAGUUCACAAGCCUAACAUUCCUUUCAUUCUUGAAUCUGUCCCGCAAUAUGUUGUUUGGGAAGAUCCCCCAGGAUCGUCAGUUUCAGACUUUUUCAGAAGUCUCCUAUGAAGGAAAUACGGGACUGUGCGGGUUUCCAUUGGAGAGGAAAUGUGAGGGCGUCUCACUCCCAAGUCCUGAGGACAUGAACAAUGUGAAGACAGAUAUCAAUUGGAAUUAUGUAUGGCUGCACUGGGAUAUAGCGUGGGACUUGGAAUGACUGUAUGGUUAAACUUUUUGUUUGUUUGGUGAUUUAGGUUCCUUUUGGGGGUGUUUGAUAAUAAAUUAUG
Molecule: messenger RNA, 1606 nt
Organism: Olea europaea var. sylvestris
Lineage: Eukaryota; Viridiplantae; Streptophyta; Magnoliopsida; Lamiales; Oleaceae
Product: receptor-like protein 12
Exons: 1
Coding region: 1-1536 (511 amino acids)
Molecular function (GO): protein binding
Source: RefSeq, a predicted model, not a curated record